UUUUACGUCAUCAAAAUUGUGUUUAGCCACUUGUUGAAUUCUUAAGUCUUUAUUAAUCUGCGUGUGUGUGCGUUACCAUGGAGAGUUGUCAAACAAAUUGUGGUAUGCUCUGAGCCUAGGUUUUUAGACUUUCCUACUUAAGCAAUAAUCUUUGAAAAAUACUUCAUUGCGCUAUAUUAAAUUAGAGGAAAAUGGUAAGGAGUUUUCCAACUCUAAAUAUAAAUUUUAUAAUUAAGCUCCACUAAAACCUAUUUUUGGUACAGGCACCAAAGAAAAAGGGGAAAGGGGGUAAAAAGAAGGGUGGAGGUUCCUCAGGUAUGGUGGACAGCGUCGGAACAGCGGAGAUGACCAAGGAGCAGCUCGAGGCUCAUGCUAACCGUCUGAGGUUAGAAAUGGAAAGGGAGCGUGAGGAGCGAAACUUCUUUCAGCUCGAAAGGGAUAAAAUUCAAAUAUUUUGGGACAUCACUCGUCAGCAGCUAGAGGAGAAACUUGCAGAAUCAAGGAACAAAGACAGGGAAAUUGAAGAGGCAGAGGAAGCACACCAAAAUGAGAUAAAGAUUCUGAAGCAGCACUUACAAAAUAUCACCUACGAACAGCAACUCAAACUGACAGAGCUCCAAGCAGAGAGUAUGGUUGCGCUGAAACUUGAACAAGACAAGUACAUUGAACGAGAAGAGCAACUCAUGCAGAAUAAAAGAGACCUGCAGCAUCUCCUCAAAGAACAUGAAAUUUCUGCCCAGGACAGAAUCCGAAAGUUAAAAUUGGCUCACUCUGAGGAACUAUCUAAGUUGAACGAAGAGCAUGAGAUGAAACUAAAUAUUUUUGAAGAGAAGGCUCAAAAGCGCUUGGAUGUAGUUCGGGCUGAACUGAGGCUUUGGUCCAGUAAAGAACUUGCCCAGCUGGAGCAGAGCAAGGACCAAGAGAUGGUCUCCAUUCGAUUAAAGCAAGAGCAAGCCUUGGACAAUAUGAAAGAGUAUUACAAGAAUGUGAUUGCCAGCAACAUGGCACUCAUAUCUAACUUGAAGAUGGAGCUUUCUGAUGCACACAAGAAAGAAAGUCGGCUGGAGCAACAGCUGAUAAAAGCUAAGGCUGAGGACUUAAGUGGACCUUUGAAAAGUGCCCAGCUGCAAUUGGAGGAAUUUUCGAAGCAGUUUGCAAAUUACGAGAAGGACAAGGAAUUACUCGAAAAAACCUGGCAAAGGCAUAAGUUACUCCAGCGCAAGUACAACGAUCUUCGAAGAGAGCACAAUGAUGUGGAAGUCCAUCGAGACCAUCUGGAGGCGGAAGUGAGGAAACUGAGGGAGCGCCUGGCGUUUUUGGAGUCUGAGAAGCACAAAGGCGUGGGACUUGUUAGUCUGGUUCAGGAGCACAAGCUGAAGACUAUUUCGUCCCAACUCGAGGUUCGAGAGGCGCAGCUUAACCAGAUUCUUUCCUCGUGCCAUGCAGAUCCUGCUGAAGCUAUGGCCAGUUGCAAAAAAUUGGAGGAUCUUUUGAAGAAGAAAGAAGCUGCUAUUUCCCGUCUGCAAUUUGAACUCGCCAAAGCCUGUAAGGCUCACAAUCAGAUGCUGUCCACAUUCGAAGGCCGCUUUCAAGAAUUUGGCUUGACGUGCAAAGAUCUCGACUUGUCUCCACUAAAACCAGGCCCUUUCUGCCCAGCAAUACGCUCAGGCCCAUCAACCUUAUCAGCAAACACCAAUCAAUAGCCUUGGGCCGCUCGUGAGCCCCAUUGAAUCACAGACAGCGCACGCCGG
Molecule: messenger RNA, 1751 nt
Organism: Neocloeon triangulifer
Lineage: Eukaryota; Metazoa; Arthropoda; Insecta; Ephemeroptera; Baetidae
Gene: Gas8
Product: dynein regulatory complex subunit 4
Exons: 7
Coding region: 318-1703 (461 amino acids)
Biological process (GO): cell motility
Cellular component (GO): motile cilium; Golgi apparatus; microtubule
Molecular function (GO): microtubule binding; small GTPase binding
Source: RefSeq, a predicted model, not a curated record